UCUAACCAUAGCUGUUGGGUAAAAUGUCAGGCACAAAUAUCUCUGUGGACAAGGACCAAUUCUGUUGCUCUGUGUGCCUGGAAGUGCUGUGGGAGCCAGUCACUAUUCCCUGCGGUCACAGUUAUUGUAUGGAGUGUAUUAAAGGUUACUGGAAGAAAUGUGAGUUAAAAGAAGAGUACAGCUGCCCUCAGUGUCGUCGAACCUUUAGUCCCAGACCUGCGCUGUCCAGAAACACCAUGCUGGCUGAUAUUGUUGAAAAACUGAGGAGAACUGGAGUUCAAGAUGGUCUACGGAGUCAUUCCAAGGAUGUGGAAUGUGACGUUUGCACUGGGAAGAAGCAUAGAGCUGUUAAGUUUUGUGUAAAAUGUCAGACGUUAUACUGUGAAAUUCACCUAAAACCUCACAAUGAAAGAAACCGAGGAAGGAUGCAUCAGCUUAUUGAAGUUACAAGGCAAUCGCAGAAAAGGAUUUGUUCACGGCACAAUAAACUGCGGGAGGUUUACUGUCGCACCGACCAACAGUGCGUUUGUAGUUUGUGCUUAAAGGAUGGACAUAAGGGACACAGCGUAGUAUCAAUUGCGGAGGAGAGGACUGAAAAACAGAAAUACCUGGAGGAGGCAUGGAGACAGUCAAAGCUGAGGUGUAAGGAGAGAGAAAAGGAGCUCAGAGACAUAGUAAAAUACGUAAAGCGUUCUGCACAAGUGGUUGAAGAUGACAGUGAAAAGAUCUUCACCAGACUGCUGCGCUUCAUCGAAAGGAAGCACACUGAGGUGAAAGAGCUGAUUAGGGGUGAGGAGAGGACAGCUCUAGGCCAGACGGAGAAGCUUCUAGAACGACUCAGUCAACAAACAAUUGAACAUAGGAGAGGCGAGGCUGAGCUAGAGGUGCUUUCAAACACGGAGGACCAUAUCCAUUUCCUACAGAACUAUAAGACUCUGUGUGCUCCUCCUGAUGUCGGUGGUCAGCCCUGCAUUGAUGUCCAUCCUUACUUCUCUUUGCUGAUACUGAGGAAAGCUCUCACAGAGCUAAAAGAUAGAGUCAAUGACGUCUGUGACAGAGAAUCAGCAAGAAUUUCAGAAAUGGUUGACGAAGAACACAAUCAGUCAGCAGAAAAUACCUCGAGUUUACCAGUGAACACUGAAACAUCGCUUCCAGCAACACAAGAAAUAUCACCACAAACUGAGUUGAGGACUAGAGGAGAUUUCUUAUAAUGUAAGUGUCAUUUAAUAUGCUUGAUAUUCCAGCACAACAUGAAAACCGAUAUUAAAAAGGACAGACUGAUCGAUGGUAUAUCAAAAUAUAUUAAAUCUGAAGUACAGGUAUAUCAAAACUUUAUUAACUUUUGACCAAUAUAGUUGAACGACUUCACAUCUGACACAAAUUUGGGGAAGAUCCCAAAAAGCUGUAGGAUGAGUUUUAAAGUAAGUUUUUGACUAUGGCACAAAUAACCAGAGUGUUAUUUUUAAGUUAUAAGCUAAAACAUGUGUGAAGAUGUGAUGGUUUGAGAUAGAGACUCAAAAUUUGGCAUGAUCGAAGCGGAGACUCUUCCCUAAGGGUGCACCAAAGUUGAAACAUUUUGACCAUUAUGUUCCAUAAGCUGCUCUGGACCAUUGGGAAGAAUAAGUAGGAAACCAACAAUGGUUAGAAAUUUAGAAGCAUAAACAUGCAUUAAAAUUUGAGCAUUUGAGACUCCAAACUUGGCAUGAUCGAAGCGGAGACUCUCCCCUACAUGUCCACCAAAUUUCACAACUUUUUAUUAUACUGUUUUACAAAGUGCCAUAGACCAUUGAGAAGAAUAAUAAGCAGAAAACCAACAGAUACUACCAGUGCCUAAAUACGUACUGUGCUAGUCUCUUAAAACACACCUAUUCAUUUCUUUCAUUUCCUCUUUUCAAUCAACAGAUUGUUGUGAUUUGACAUUAGACCCAAACACUGCCAACUCUUUCCU
Xyrauchen texanus (razorback sucker) is the source of this 1948-nucleotide messenger RNA. RefSeq names its product E3 ubiquitin/ISG15 ligase TRIM25-like. The record is from RefSeq and is a predicted model, not a curated record. The transcript is spliced from 6 exons. NCBI's taxonomy places the organism in Eukaryota, Metazoa, Chordata, Actinopteri, Cypriniformes, Catostomidae. Bases 24 to 1211 code for a protein of 395 amino acids. Gene Ontology annotation, molecular function: zinc ion binding.